AUGAGCAGAGAGUGGACGUGGACUGAUGGAAGUUUAGUGAAUUACAUGAAAUGGUCCACCCACCAACCGGAUGAUCGCAAUGGUCGCCAACGAUGUGCCCAGGUCUGCUACAACUAUGCUUUGCACACGACGAAGCUGCUGGGAGCUAUUUUCCCUGCAAGAGGUCAAAUAUUGAUGGCACAUCACAGUUGUACCAUUCCAGGAUGA
This is a messenger RNA of Cooperia oncophora, 207 nucleotides long. Lineage: Eukaryota; Metazoa; Nematoda; Chromadorea; Rhabditida; Trichostrongylidae. The record is from the annotation of a GenBank genome assembly.